CGUAGAAGAGCGCACGCACCUCCGUCUCUACUGCGGCCUACGGAGGCCCGCGUUUAGUCCAGCCGACGCCCUCGGAGACCCGUUUCUCGCCUCUAUGUUCCCGACGUGGGGUCUGUAUGGGGCAACCCCCGGGCCUUAUCCUCCGCCCCCUACAAUGCUGUUGCCGCCGCCGCCUUUGCCGGGCGUGAUGCCUACCACCAUGCCGCCGCCGCCGCCGCCUCAGAUCCCGGUAGCCCCGCCGCCUGUUUUAGGUAGUUACGCGGCCAGUUCGGCGACUACCAGCGCUGCCGGGACUGGGGGAUUUCUGAGUCUCCAGGAACAGCACCUGGUCCAGCUGCAGCAGCUCCAGCAGAUGCACCAGAAGCAGUUGCAAUCGGUGUUGUUAGGGGGGCCCCCUCCGCCCGGCCCGCCUCCCCCGAGUAUGCCCCCUCCUCUGCCCUCUGUCGCCAAUACUUCCUGGCAGCCCCCGGUACCCGCCGGACCGCCGCCCACGCGGAGCUACCAGAAACAAUUCAAACACCGCGAUUCCCUUCCUCCCCCUUUGCCUCGGGAAUCCCAGUUCCGAAAUCCCCCGAUGCCGCCGCUUUCAUCUACAGAUGAGGUUGCCGAGACAUCGCAGCCCCGCAAGGAGUGGGAGUCCCUGGUUCCUUCGGCCAGUCCCCGCAUGGAUAUGGGCAUGGAUAUGGACAUGGAUCUGUCUUCACCCCCGCAAUCGCCUUCCCAGACUUUCAUGCCCCAGUUAGAAGUUGAUCCCUAUGUACCCCCGCCUCAGUCUAUGCCAGCGCAGAGUCAGAUCCCACCCCCGCAGGCUUACCAGCCCCAUUUGCCCUUGUCUCAGGCAGUUCCUAAGACAUUUUCAGACCCCCCACCUUCAGCUGUUUCUCAGCCUUACCCAAACCAGCCCAAAACUUAUCAAACCAACUUCCAGUCGGCCUCCCAGCUAGGCCAGCCCAUUGCAACAUCAGCCUCCCAGCCCGACUCCCACUUCCCUUCAUCCCAGAUUACUCAAGGUGCUUCCGAACCACCAGAAUUAAGACUGAGCGGUGGCCCAGAGAAAGAGUGUGAGCAACAGCAAAGCAGCUCACGUGCAGAUCUAUCCUCAAUGACCCCCCAGGAACAGCAGCAAUAUUGGUAUCAACAGCAUCUACUUACUCUUCAGCAAAGGGCAAAAGCACAUGCAUUGGGACAGCAACAGCCACCUGUUGUGAAUGAUGCCCCAGAACAGAGAAAAGAAGAAAGAGAAACACCUGUUUCUAGUGGCCUUUCUGAACCCAAUUUGAAUUAUGCUCCCAAGUUACCACAUCCAAAAGAUGAAGAGCCUCCUGUGUCAUCUGUUGAACUAAAGCUAAACAUUGAACCUCCAGAAGAUCCUGAAGAAAGCUUGAGAUUACAGCAGCUACAGGCAGCAGCAACACAAUGGCAGCAACAUCCACAACAAAGAGUGGGUUUCCAGUAUCAAAGAAUAAUGCAAAAACAUUCACAGUUGCAACAAAUUUUACAACGCUAUCAACAGAUUAUACAGCAGCCAUUACAUUUGUCAACAGCAACAACAGAGGUGCAGUUACAGCAUUAUGAGACUCAGAAUAAACAAUUCCAGCCACUUUACAAAGAAUGGGAACGUGAGUUUCAGCAGUGGCAGGAUCAACUUCAGACCUAUCCUCACAAAGACCAGCUUCAUGAGUGUGAGAAACAGUGGAAAGUGUGGCAGGGACAAAUGAAAGCCACUUACACUCACCUUCAGGAGAAGGUGAAGUCUUUGCAAAACCUGAAUACUCAGUGUCCUGGGAGCACGUUUCCAUUUUCUCCAUAUUCUCAAACAGUGCAAAGUAGCACGCCUGUUUUACCUGCAGCUGCACUUCCUCCAUCAACUCCUGGAUUUUCUGCUGGCCCAGCAGCAUCUGACAUGGCUGAAUCUGGACCUAAGAGCACUCAAACCACAGAAACAAGACCAACCAUAUUUCCUACUCCUAAUUCUUUUUCUUUUAAAGUCAGUGAAUUACUUUCCAGUUCUCAGGUGACAGAAGGGGUCAGGCCAGCUCUUCUUCCUACCCCUUCAUCUGGUUCUUUCACACCCAACACAGAAGAUUCUUCUACUACUUCCCAGAGCACGGAGGCGAGGCCAACCUUGUUUUCUGCGCCUACCUCUUUUACAUUUAAAGUUACAGAAUCAGCUCCCACUUCUCAAAACACAGAAACUGCCAGACCAUGUCUUCUUCCUACCCCUACUACUACUACUACAUUUACUUUCAAAGCAACUGAAUCUCCUGCUACCUCCCAGACCAUGGAGACAACCAGACCAGCUCUGCUUCCUACCCCUACCCAUAGUUCCUUUCCUUUUAAAAAUAAUGAUUCAUCUGUCAUCAUGCAGACAACUGAAACAGCUAGACCAGCUUUGCUUCCUACUCCUACUUCUGCUUCUUCUUUUUCAUUUAAGGUUAAUGAUUCAAAUGUAGCUACCCAAGUCACUGAAACCAACAGGCCAGCCCUUCUUCCUACCCCUUCCCCUGGUUCUUUUUCUUACACUGAUACAUCAGCCACUCUGCCUUAUUCAAGUGUGACAGCAUCUGCUAGCUCUUCAGACCAAGGUGAUUCUUACGCUCCUCUGGGCAAACAGGCAGUGGCAUUUGGGUCAGUCUCAUCUGACCAUGCUACCGUAAAAGUGAAUUCAGAAUCUGCAAUAGCUUCAUCAUCUGCGUCCACCACUACUAUCACUACCACCACUGCUUAUCAGAACAGAUCACAGAGGCCAUCUGGGUUUUCUGAUCCCCCCAGGGCACCAUGCUACGAAGGGCCCAAGGGCCCAAGAUUAGAUGGACCACGGGGAAGAGGUGUUGAGCCUCAAAGGCAAAAAGGUGCUCAUUUUCAGGGCCAACGUGUAGAAGGUCCAAGGGCAAGACUUCAGAAUCAGCACAUAGAUGGAUCUUCAGGAAAACAGGGGACAAUCCCUCGAGGGCCAGCAGCAGCAUUUUACGCUCCUUUGGGAACAUCACACAUACAGUCUUCUUCUCAAGCAAGUGGACCAUGGUGGCAGGGACAACCAAACCAUCAAGGAGAAAAUAAAGAACUACAUAUUGAUACUGUCAAUAAAUCUAAAUUUAUGUCUGAUGUAAAAGUUUCUGGCCCAGUUCAGCCGGAUAAGGGUCUGCCUAAUGUACAGCAAACUACAUCCAGGAAGGAUGCCAUAGAAGCAAUGUCAGAAAUAAAGAAAUCAAGUUCCACAGAUUCCGGAUUACACGCAGAAGUAUCCAAAACUCCUUGCACGUCCACAAGUCUGCAUCAGAUACCAGUUUCUAAUAUUCCUCAAACAACAGGAGGGAAGAAAACAUUACCACCACCAUCAAUCAAAGGAAAUAAAGAUAUGAACGCUACAAAAAAUAAACUGGUUUCUCCAGACAAUAAUCAGAAUAAGGAAUCCUCUAAACUAGAAAAGAGGGAGAAGGGACAAAUGAAGCCAGGAGAUAACCAGGGAAUAGGGCCAGCUGGCAGAGGCAGAGGCAGAGGCCAAUAUAGAAUGGAAGAUACUAGAGGCAGAGGACGGGGCCGAUUAGAAGACAUGAGAGGAAAGGGAAAAGCAAAUAGAGGGAGAGGUCAAUCAAGGGAUGGUGUUGGUAGAGAUAUAAGCAGCGGGCUAGGAACCCAUGACAAGCUUCCAGAAGGUCAGUUAAGUAACUGGGAAUCUGGGAUGGGUAGGCAGGGAGGUAACCAGGAAAGAAAACUGGGCAGGCAAUCAAACAGCCAGGAAAGAGGGUUACCAGCUCCUCGGAUGAGCAGCAGGGAAAGAAUCCAAGCAAAUAGCCAGGAAAGUGGUAAAAUCAGGCCUCCCAGCAGUCAGGAGCGAGGAUUGGACUGGCAAAUUGGAAGCAGGGAGAAAGCCCCAGGUCGACAACCUACUAAUAGAGAGAGGGACACAGAUAGACAAGGUAAUGGUCGGGAAAGAGAACCAAUUAGAAGGCCUAGCAAUCGGGAGCAGGAUCUACACAGACGUGAUACAGGAUUUGGAGGAAAUGUUGAAAAUUUAUCAUCAUUUUGUGAAGAACCACCAAGGCCUCCAUGGAAUUAUGAAGAGCAAAGCAGAGAAGAGGGCCAUUCAUUUGACUACAGAGAUAUUCCUCCUUUAGAACACAGACGAUUAGAUGAUUGGGAAAGAGAUAGAUGUUGGCACGAUCGAGACGAGAGGUUUGAUGAUUCCCUUGAUCCAUAUGAGAGAGAUGAGGGGGUACCACAACGUCAUCCCUUACCCCCUCUUUCCCCACUUCCCCCUCUUCCUCCUUUACCUCCUUUGGUGGAUCGAGAACCAUUUUGGGAUGAUUGGGAAAGACCAUUGAGUAGAGACAGAGAGGGAGACAGGGAUCUUAGCAGGAUCAGAAAACCCUUGGAUGUGUAUGAUCGUGAAUUGGAAAGAGACUGGGAUAGGGAUUAUAUCAGAUCAUCGGGGGACAGAGAUACAUUGAAUUGUGAUAUGGACAUACCGCCUCUACCUCCUUUGCCACCUCUGCCUCCACUUCCUCCAGUAGAUAGAUAUCAUGAGGACAGAUGGUUAGAAGAGAGAGACAGAGAUUUCUACAACAGAGAUUCUAGAGACAUUGGGGGGAUUAGAAUUCGUGAAUAUCCAGAAAGACAUGACACAUGGAGAGAACAGUCUGAUUUACCUCCUGACAGAGGAGAUUGGGAAAGAGAAAGGUUUUCAGAGCGGUGGUAUCCUGAUGAAAUGGAUAGAUUUACAUCUUUAGACAAUUGUCUGGAUCCACCCCCCAUGUUACCACGCUCAUCUGAAUUGUUGGAAGAAGAACCAAAUUUAGCUUCUGAUCAGUCGUUAGGAGGAGUAAUGGUUCUUAGUCAAAGGCAACAUGAAAUAAUCUUGAAGGCUGCCCAAGAACUAAAGAUGAUACGAGAACAAAAAGAACAUAUGCAGAAGAUGAAUGAAUUUGUUCCUAGUGCACAAAUGUCUGAACUUCCACGACAAGAAAUGUCCAGGUUACGAAGUACAUCUGCUAGGAAAGAUAACUUUCAGGCCUCUUCUGAAAUGCAAGGUAAAAUGACAGCAGAGGAACAAACUAAUAAGCUUACUCCAGCUGUAAUUACAAAGCCCCCUGUCUUGUUUCGGAAACCUGCUCCAACCACUAAGCCACCUCCUAUAAAAUCUUCUCCAGUGACAAGACCUCCUGUUUCAGCUGCAAAGGUUCCUAUCCCAACAGGAAAGCCACCUGCUCUACCAUUACAGUCAAAUAUUCCAAUUUCCAUUUCAACUGCAGCAACAGCUCAGGUUUCAGUUCCCAUGGUAAAGACAUCAACUGAUAUGGAUGAAGAACGUUGGGAUGAGGACUCUUUCCAGGGACUUUGGGACAGUACUGAGGAUAAAGGGUUGAAAUUAGACUAUGACUUACCUACAUCGGAUUCUUCAUUGCCUUCAUCAACAAUCUCAGCAUCCCAUUUGGCACCCCAUGCCAAGCCACCAAUUAUUCAUCAGACUGUUGACUAUGGACAUGGACACGGCCAUGGACAAGAUAUAACUAUCAGUAAAAGUGGACAACAAAUUCCGUACGGAGAGCGAAUAACUCUACAUCCAGAACCUCAUGAAAGGCAACCCUUUUCAAAAGAACACUUAGGCCAGCGGGAUCGAUACAUCAAGGAGAGAGAGAAUUAUUUUGAACGACAAAAUAAUUCCAACCCAGACCACAGGGAUUUCAGGAGGGAACGAGAACCAUACAGAGAACGGAUUUCUGGAGAUCAUGAUCGGGAACGAUUUGACAAAGAACGAUACCCACGAGAAGACAGGCCAUCUCCUUCAAGAAAUCAGUCUUACCGUGACAAAGAUCAUUCAGUCUCAAGAAGGGGAGGAUUUGAAAGACAGUCAUAUGAGCGGAAGCCUGAUCGUCCUCCUUAUGAUCAUGGGCCUUCCAUGUUUGGAGGUGAUCGGAGAAAUUAUGCUGAGGAUAGAAUUCCUAUUUCUGCUCCAACAAUACCACGACAACCACCACCUGCCCCACGGGUAGAAAGAAAACCAGAAUCAAAAAAUGUGGAUGAUAUAUUGAAGCAGCCUGGACGGGAAAGUAGACCAGAACGGAUUGUCAUAAUCAUGCGAGGAUUGCCAGGCAGUGGAAAGACUCAUGUUGCUAAGCUCAUCAGGGAUAAAGAAGUGGAAUGUGGGGGAGCUGCACCCAGAGUCCUCAGCCUGGAUGACUAUUUUAUCACUGAAAUAGAAAAAGAAGAGAGAGAUCCAGACACAAAGAAGAGAGUAAAAAAGAAGAUUUUGGAGUAUGAAUAUGAAGCUGAUAUGGAAGAGGUCUAUCGUGCCAGCUUGUUUAAAACUUUCAAGAAGACUUUGGAUGAUGGAUUUUUCCCCUUCAUCAUACUUGAUGCCAUCAAUGAUAGAGUACGGCAUUUUGAGCAAUUCUGGAGUGCUGCAAAAACAAAAGGAUUUGAAGUUUACUUAGCUGAAAUAACUGCAGAUAAUCAGACUUGUUGCAAGAGAAAUGUCCAUGGACGCAAGCUCAAAGAAAUCAAUAAGAUGGCUGAUCAUUGGGAGACAGCACCGCGUCACAUGAUACGUUUAGACAUUCGCUCUUUAUUACAAGAUGCUGCGAUUGAAGAGGUGGAGAUGGAAGAUUUUGACGCAAAUAUUGAAGACCAAAAAGACGAAAACAAAAAAGAUGCAGAAGAAGAAGAGAGCGAACUGGGUUACAUUCCGAAAAGCAAAUGGGAGAUGGAUACUUCUGAAGCAAAAUUAGACAAAUUGGAUGGGUUGCGAACUGGUACUAAGAGGAAACGUGAUUGGGAAGCAAUUGCCAGCAGAAUGGAAGAUUACCUUCAGCUUCCAGAUGAUUACGAUAGCCGUGCUUCUGAACCUGGGAAAAAAAGGGUAAGGUGGGCAGAUCUUGAAGAAAAAAAGGAUGCAGACAGAAAAAGGGCCAUUGGUUUUGUUGUGGGGCAAACAGACUGGGAGAAAAUCACAGAUGAAAGUGGUCAUUUUGCUGAGAAAGCCCUCAAUCGCACCAAAUACAUCUGAAUCAGUUGGCACAUGGAAGAUGUCUUCCUUUAAGGCUGUUUGCUUUGGUGAGAGCUGUGCACAAAGUGGUAUAGUUGGAACAAGUCAUUACCCAUCUAGAGAAUUUUGUGAUUUUUUUUCCUUUUUAACUUUUUAUUUCAUUGUGUUCCUUGCCAUUUAACUGGUGAUAUAACCAGGAUCCCCAAGUUAUAUAUCCUCUUGCAUCUAAAUGUGAAGAAAAUUUUAUGUUAAAAUCAGUAGUAUUAGCUUUUAUGUGUGCAGUAGAAUUUGCAAGACAGUACUGAAGCCAUUUCCUCUGCUGUACUCUGAACCCAAUGUCAGCAUUACUUUGUAUUGUUGCUUUGUGCUAUUGUUAUUUUAUACUGUACAAACUUGGUAGUUUAUUGUACUAGGAAACAGAACAAUAAACUUUCACUAUGAAUUUAA
Pseudonaja textilis is the source of this 7432-nucleotide messenger RNA. It is a transcript of the gene YLPM1, whose product is annotated as YLP motif containing 1. The record is from RefSeq and is a predicted model, not a curated record. Gene Ontology annotation, biological process: regulation of telomere maintenance. Gene Ontology annotation, cellular component: nucleus. Lineage: Eukaryota; Metazoa; Chordata; Lepidosauria; Squamata; Elapidae.